Ectocarpus sp. CCAP 1310/34 is the source of this 1387-nucleotide messenger RNA. NCBI's taxonomy places the organism in Eukaryota, Phaeophyceae, Ectocarpales, Ectocarpaceae. The record is from the annotation of a GenBank genome assembly.
CACCAUCUUUGCGCUCGGAUGAGCUUGUUUGCAUGGCUCCGAGAGAUAGGCCUCCGGCUUCUCUCUACGCUUGGACUCUACAACAAGACGGGCACGGUUGUUCUACUGGGGCUGGACAACUCGGGCAAGUCCACGCUGCUUCACAGGCUAUCCCAGGGACAAGUGACAGCAUUGCAGCCGACAGAGAGACCACACAUCGACGAGUUUCAGCUAGGGGGCGUAUCUUUCAAGGCGUGGGACCUUGGAGGACACGAGGCAGUGCGCUAUCUAUGGUUCGAUUUCUUGAGCGAUAGCCACGCUAUUGUCUUCAUGGUGGACAGCGCGGACGGGGAGCGGUUGGAAGAGGCGCACUGGGAACUGUCGGAGAUGUUGAGCGAUGCAAACUUGGAUGGCGUUCCAGUCGCGGUCUUGUACAACAAGAGCGAUUUGCCGGACGCGUGGCCGGCAGAGAAGCUUGAGGGGAUGUUGGACUUGGCGCGAUUUGAAGCCAGGAGACCAAUCAAGACGUUCGUGACGUCCGUGCUGAAAGGAGAAGGCUAUCCAGACGCGUUUCGAUGGCUGGGAACUCACUUGUAAAACAUUUGCCGAAGACCAUCGGAGAAGUAGUCCUGUUCCGGUUGGAAAUGAUGAAAACUGACGCUGUCUUACUGGACACGUCGUUGGCAGUUUAGGUGCAUAUUUAAGCAUGCAUAGUUUAGGUGAUCACUUGGGAACAGCUCUGGCCGAUAAACCCUGCCGCCGCCGGCGCUUCGGGCGGGAGGUAGCCUAGCAGUAGCGGUGGCCGCCGCGGGCCCGCGGUGCGUUUCUUCCUUGACGUUGCAGGGCCUGUUGCGACCGGACAGCCCAGGCAGGGCGAGGCUCAGCUCGUUGUAUCACCUCAUCAAGAGGGGAUUGUAGCCAUCAAAUGUACCAGUACCCUUCCAAGUAUUGCAAUGACAAAUGGGUGAAUUGUUGUCAGCGUAGGUAGUCCACUGAAGGACGAAGCGCACUAAUGCCAUGAUAGAGAGCCAAUGCACACCACGUGCUGCAAGCAAAUUGCCAGAGAGUGCGCGGAACCAAUUGCAUCGUUCGUGAUCGUUUCUCUCGAGGCAGAAGCACUCGCAUCGGGCCUUGGCUAUCAUUGUAAGGCCCUGCCGAACAUUAACUGCGCCUUGUUGCGCGGACUCUAUCGUACUUGCUAUUUCCGGCUCCCUCGCGUUCGGGCAGCCGUGCUCACUGCUGUCCCAUAGAGCUGGAAUAGGCCCCAAAUAAUCACCUUGGGGUUGUGGUGGAAGGUGUCGUCCUUGUCAGUGCUCCUUGUCACUGCUGUUUGGUCGGCUUCAACGAUUUCUCGUUACGAAACUCUACGUACAAGCAAUGUCGGAGGGUUUGUUGUAGGUGAUGCGCC